Hippoglossus stenolepis (Pacific halibut) is the source of this 1958-nucleotide messenger RNA. It is a transcript of the gene zmynd10, whose product is annotated as zinc finger, MYND-type containing 10. Gene Ontology annotation, biological process: motile cilium assembly; outer dynein arm assembly; inner dynein arm assembly. Bases 176 to 1519 code for a protein of 447 amino acids. Gene Ontology annotation, cellular component: cytoplasm; centriolar satellite. The record is from RefSeq and is a predicted model, not a curated record. The transcript is spliced from 12 exons. NCBI's taxonomy places the organism in Eukaryota, Metazoa, Chordata, Actinopteri, Pleuronectiformes, Pleuronectidae.
UGUGCUCGGUUCACCGUCACCAUGACAACCACAGGAGACGCUAACACCAGUUUAACAGUGUAGCAACAAAGGCAGCUUCCUUUCAACAGUGUGAUAUCAAAGGCAGCCGCCUUAACAUAUCAACAACUUGUUUGUUAACUUUUAAUUUCAGUUUCCAGUAGUUUCUCUUAACGACAUGGAGUCUGUGAUUGUUCCUGCCGAAGCGGAGGGGUUCGUUCAGAGUCUGGAAACUUUCUCCAUCAAGGACGUGGGCUCUGCAAGGUGGUUCAGACAGCACGAGUACAUCGAGAAACUUAACAUACAAGCGAUCCUGAACGCCUCCGCCAUGCAGGAUGAGUUCAUCAAGGAGCUGCUGGUGUCGUAUGGGAAGAUACCUCUCCUGGUCCAUGAGAUGAUCCUCGUGGAAGUGUGGAAGCAGAAGGUGUUCCCUAUCUUAUGUCAGCUGCAGGACUUCAAUCCUAAGAGCACAUUUCAUCUUUACAUGGUGAUCCACCAUGAAGCUACAAUCAUUAACCUUCUGGAAACGAUCAUGUUCCACAAGGAUUCAUGUGAGGCAGCGGAUGACGCUGUUCUUGAUUUGGUGGAUUAUUGCCACCGCAAACUCACCCUGCUGGCCAGCAAGGCAAUCAGGGAGAAAACUACAGCUCAAUACAACCUGACAGAUAAAACAGAUGUAUCCUCUCUAGAGGAGUUGCAGAUUCAAAGCGUUGCACUGGAGUUUGAGAUCUCGCUGAAGGCUGUUUCUGUGCUGCGCUACGUCACAGAUCACACCAACAGUAUCAGUGUCAUCAAUCGCAUGCUGUGCACCCAUAACCUGCCUUGUGUUCUGGUUCAGCUGAUCGACUGCUGCCCUUGGAGUCGCUGCAGAGAAGAUGAGGUGGAGAGGUACAUAAACAGCAAGUGGCAGAAGAUUCCUGUGGACGACCAUUUAAAGAUGACAAAACUUGACGGCCAGGUCUGGAUUUCCCUUCACAAUCUGCUGCUAAAGGAAGAUUGCCAAAGAAAAUACGACUUCAACAGAUUCAACAAGAAUCAGAUGCUGAAGCUCCGAGGUUUCUUGACAGAGGUGCUGGUUGAUCAGCUGCCGAACUUGGUGGAGCUGCAGCGUUUCCUGGCUCAUCUCGCAGUCACAGAUCCAGGCCCUCCAAAAAAAGAGCUUGUUUUGGAGCAGAUCCCAGAAAUUUGGAACCACAUUGUGAGUGAGAACUCUGGGAAGUGGAAGGCAAUAGCAAAGUAUCAAGUGAAAGAAACAUUCAACCCAUCUGAAAAUGACCUGAGACUACAUGCAGAGAGGUUGGCCCAGACGUACAACUUGGAUGUGAUGGAGAGUUUACUCCCUGAGAAGCCAAAGUGUGGAUGCUGUGGGAAAGAGGCAGCAAAGAGAUGCUCUCGCUGUCAGGGGGAAUGGUACUGUAACAGAGAAUGUCAGGUGAAGCACUGGCCGAAACACAAGAAAGCGUGUCAGCUCAUGGUCGAGGCCACAGAGAAGAUCCAGAUGGAUCUGAACAUCGACGGCUGAAAGAGAAACUGUUGCUUGCUAAUGUAUAGACAGAUGGAAAGUGCAAGAUGUUACUCUUUAAACCAAAGAUGUGUGGAAAACAGAUCUGCAUGUGGACAUUGAGUUUUGGAUUCUAAUACAUUAUAAAUAAGGAAACUUCUUUCUUUUACUGUUUGGAAAGUUCAUCCCCUGUUACAGACUUUAGCUUUUCCUUUUUGUUUUGAACACUGUAAUGUUUGUUCCUAUAUCAUAAACUAGAAGGGAACUCAGAGAGCGAAUCCCUCUGCCGAGCCUGACUGGUUAAUCUGCAUAAUGAUGUAUUGAGAUCAGAUACAUAUACCAUGUACACAGAAGUUUUCUGCAAACUGCUAACAUUAAACACAGGCAAAAUUAUGUGAUAAAGUUGAAAGAAUAUUUGUUAAUGUGCAGGAACUGAAUAAAGACCACCCCCCCCCGAAAA